GGGCCUUCUCUAAACCCACNAUCAAGGUGGUGCCCAGCAAUGUGGUANCCACUGGGAAGCAGGUGACCAUCUUCUGUNAAGGCUCCUUGCAGGCCACAGAAUACCGUCUCCACAAAGAAGGAAAUGAAGAGUCCCUGACACCAACAAGCCUUGUAGAAACUGAGAACAUGGCCAAGUUCUCUAUCUCACAGAUUCAAUGGAACAAUGCAGGUCAAUACUGGUGUUCCUAUAAAACCCGGACAAACAUAUGUCAAAAAAGUGAGACCGUGGAGCUUGUGGUGACAGGAGUUAUCCCUGGCAAAGUCGAGCUGUCUGCCCUUUCCAGCUAUGUUGUGACUUCAGGGAGAAAUGUGAUGCUUCAGUGUGCAUCACNAGUGAGAUAUGAUAGCUUCAUUCUAAUGAAGGAAGAUGAGAAAUACUCUACUGCAGUGCCCUCAUGGAACANGUAUCGUUUACUGUGGUUGGCCAGUUUCCGAGUAGGUCUUGUGACCUCCAAGCAAAAAUGGAGGUUUACAUGCUAUGGAUAUAACUUGAGUAACUCCCAGCUGUGGUCAGAGCCCAGUAACCAUUUAGAGCUCUUGGUCUCAGGGACACUUCAUAAACCUACAAUGUGGGCUGAUCCUNGUUNNAUGAUANCCCUAGGAAGUCCUGUGACCAUCUGGUGCAAGGGGGAUCACAAAACCCAAACAUAUUUUCUAUAUANAGAGGGAAGUCUAGAAUCCUGGGCCACAGAGACCACAAUGGAAAAUAAAGGAAAAUUCACUAUACCAUUGGUGACACAUCUGCAUGCAGGGCGAUAUUCCUGUUACUCUUACACCUCUGAUGGAUGGUCAGAACACAGUGACACCCUGGAGCUGGUGGUUACAGGACUUUAUGAAAAACCCAACAUUUUGGCCCUACAAAACCCUGUUGUAAUCUUAGGAGUGUUUGUGAACAUCUCCUGUGCUUCAAAUAAGAGAUUUAACUGGUUCAUUUUAAGGAACGACAAUCAGAAAAACUACAGAUACUCUGAGGAGCCUGUGGCCAUUUUCCAAGUGGGUCCAAUAACCUCUGGACAAAGGUGGAAAUUCAGAUGCUAUGGCUCUUAUACAAAUAAUCCUCUGUUGUGGUCAGAGGCCAGUGACCCAUUGGAGUUCCUGGUAUCAGGGAACCUCCAGAAACCCACCUUUUGGGCUGAGCCAGGUUCUGUGAUCGAAUCAGGGAAUUCUGUGACCAUUUGGUGUGAAGGGACCAGGAAAACCCAAAUAUAUUUCCUGUAUAAAGAAGGAAGCUCAGAGUUCUGGAAGAUACAAACUCCAAAGAAGCCUGGUUACAAGGCCAUGUUCUCUAUUACAUCCAUGGAAAGGCAUAAUGCAGGGCAAUAUCGCUGUUACUGUUACAAUUUUGGAGGGUGGUCACAGCACAGUGACACACUAGAGCUGGUUAUGACAGGUGUUUACUCCAGCAAAGUCACCCUGUCAGCCAUUCCCAGCCCUGUGGUGAGCUCAGGAAGCCACGUGACCCUUCAGUGUGACUCACAACAGACUUAUGACAGGUUCACACUAAUAAAAGAAGAAGAGAAGCUCUCUAGGGUUGCAUAUAUACAGAAUGCAUACCCAAGGUCAUCCCAGGCUCAGUUCACAUUGGGUCCCAUGACUCCCAAUCAGAGAUGGAGGUACACAUGCUAUGGCUAUUACUUGAACAGUUCCCAGCUGUGGUCAGGGCCAAGUAAUCAGCUGGAGCUCUUCAUCUCAGGUGUCCACCAUGACAAACCUACUCUGGCAGUCUUUGGCAGUCCUGUGGUUACCUCAGGGAUGUCUAGGAAGCCCACCCUGCUGAACCAGCAAGAGCAUGUCCUGGGCCCUGGAGAGACCCUGACACUCCAGUGUUCCUCUGAGACCAGUUAUGGCAUAUUUGCUCUAUCCAAAGAGGGCAGAAGUGACCUCCCACAGCUCUCUGUCAGUCAGUCACAGACUGGACAAUAUCAUGCCAACUUCACCUUAGGUUCUGUGGAUUUCUCUAUUGCUGGCCAAUAUAGAUGCUAUGGUGCAUUCAAAGUUUCUUUUGAGUUGUCAGCUCCUAGUGUUCCUCAAGACAUCUUGGUCACAGGACAUCCUCACAUCACACCCAAUCUCUCAGUGUAUCCAGGCACCAUUGUGUCCUCAGGAGAGAAUGUGACCCUUCUCUGUCAUUCAUCAAUCCCAAUGGACACUUUCUUUCUAUUCAAGGAAGGUGUUGCCUAUCCCUACAUGCACCAAAGAUUAACGUUCCAAGAUCCACGAUGUGAGGCAGAAUUCUUUCUGAGUGCUGUGACCCCAGCCCUAGAGGGGAUCUAUAUGUGCUUUGGUUCUCAAAGCUCAUCUCCUUACCUGUUGUCACACCCCAGUGUUCCUGUGGAGAUCAAAGUCUCAGGACUGGCAAGGUACCAGAAGUCUCUGAUAUGGGUCUCCGUGGCCUUCUUCCUACUGCUCUUUGUCCUCACCCUCUUCCUUUUCCUCAGACUCUGGCAACAGAACAAGCACAGGAAAGGAGAAUCUCAGAACAGAAGAUGUAAUCCAGAAACCUGUGCAAUGUCGGUACAGACAAAGACUGACUUGCAACAUCCUGAAGGAGCCGCAGAGCCAACGAGCAUGGUUGGACACCUGCAGAAAAGUUCCAGCCCAACUCCUGCCAUCCAGGAAGAGAUCUUGUAUACUACAGUGAAGGUCACCAGGCCUGCAGACACUGUGGAGCUAGACAUACUGAGCCAACACGAGGAUGACACCUCCAUACACGUAUAUGCCCAGGUGAAACCUGCUAGACUCAGAAGGGCACAGACCACCUCUUCUUCCCAGUUGCCAAAGGAAUUACAGGACUCAAAACACCUACAGAGAAACAGAGACCAAGUGAUAGAUGAGCAGGCUGAUACCUCCCAGGAUCCUCAUGCUGUGACCUAUGCCCAGCUGCACAUCAUGACACCAGGACAGGCAAACCUCCCUCUUUCCAGGAAGAAAAUGCUGAGCUGAGACCCUUCUCUGAUGUCUACCAGUCCAGGGAGAUCUUGAAUCUACAUUCUGUAGGGGAGGGAGGACUCAGUCAUGUCAGCAAAUAAGAUCUGCCUCAGGUGCACUGUCAUUGUACAAACAUAACUGGUAUUUAGUGUAUUCUGGGUUCUUUAGAGACUCACCCAAUUCUGUAAUCUGAGAUAAGUAAUAUGCAUGCAUAUUACUUACAAAUAUGGUGAAUAGGGUUACAAAUAGGGUGAAUGCUUUGUUGGUAAUCAAUGCAUAAAAUGAGGAAAGAAUAUAGGACUGAAGGAAGUUUUUGUUCUGUGUUUUUUGUUUUUACAUUCUUUGAGAUUAUUGUAUAUUUCCUCUUCCAUAUAAAUAUGCUCAAAUACU
This is a messenger RNA of Mus pahari (shrew mouse), 3359 nucleotides long. RefSeq names its product leukocyte immunoglobulin-like receptor subfamily B member 3. Lineage: Eukaryota; Metazoa; Chordata; Mammalia; Rodentia; Muridae. The transcript has 16 exons. The record is from RefSeq and is a predicted model, not a curated record. The annotation marks the transcript as partial.